Messenger RNA from Alternaria ventricosa, 570 nucleotides. RefSeq lists its product as uncharacterized. Lineage: Eukaryota; Fungi; Ascomycota; Dothideomycetes; Pleosporales; Pleosporaceae. Gene Ontology annotation, molecular function: oxidoreductase activity, acting on the CH-OH group of donors, NAD or NADP as acceptor. The transcript has 2 exons. Bases 1 to 570 code for a protein of 189 amino acids. The record is from RefSeq and is a predicted model, not a curated record.
AUGGGGGCACCUACAAUCCUCAUCAACAACGCAGGGCUCCUGGCAUCCCAUACCAUCCUCACCACAUCCGACGCGUACCUCCGAAAGAUUUUCGACGUAAACGUCCUCAGCAACUGGUACACUACCAAAGCUUUCCUACCAGACAUGCUCCGGCACAACAAGGGCCAUAUCGUGACGAUCGCAAGCACCGCCAGUUUCAUCGGUGUCGCUGGCCUGGCAGAUUAUACAGCGACGAAGGCAGCUAUUCUGAGCUUCCACGAAGCGCUCAACCAGGAACUCAAGCACCACUACAACAGCCCAAACGUUCUCACGACUUCCGUACACCCCAAUUGGGUCCGCACACCUCUGCUUGAGCCCGUAGAGCAGGAACUCAAGAGGCGAGGAUCUCCUAUUCUCGAGCCCACUGCCGUUGCCGAUGCGAUUGUAGGGCAAAUAAUGAGCUGCAGCGGUGGCCAGGUCAUCUUGCCAAGCGGUAUAGGCAAGGUCAGCAUGCUGAGAGGACUACCGAAUUGGGUACAGGAGAGUAUCAGAAGCGGCGUGAGCAAGACCAUCUACAGUAGUGUUAAAUAG